Messenger RNA from Scomber japonicus (chub mackerel), 417 nucleotides. Its product is annotated as chemokine-like protein TAFA-1. Gene Ontology annotation, molecular function: receptor ligand activity. The record is from RefSeq and is a predicted model, not a curated record. The transcript has 4 exons. Gene Ontology annotation, biological process: regulation of neuroblast proliferation; neuroblast differentiation. The coding region runs from base 1 to 417 and encodes 138 amino acids. NCBI's taxonomy places the organism in Eukaryota, Metazoa, Chordata, Actinopteri, Scombriformes, Scombridae.
AUGUCCUGGUUGUUGGCCAUGUGGAUUAGCCUCGGCUUCCUGCUGUUGUGCCAGGCCACCCUCUACCAGACCAUCCAGCAGCACCAUGUGGCCCGGCCCGGCCGCACCGACAUUCUCACCCUAGAGGGAGGUACGUGUGAGGUGAUCGCUGCCCACCGAUGCUGUAACAAGAAUCGUAUCGAGGAGCGUUCGCAGACAGUCAAGUGCUCCUGUUUACCGGGGAAAGUGGCCGGGACGACACGCAACAAACCCUCCUGUGUGGAUGCGUCCAUUGUAAUUGGAAAAUGGUGGUGUGAGAUGGAGCCGUGUCUGGAGGGAGAAGAGUGUAAGACUCUGCCUGACAACUCCGGAUGGAUGUGCUCCUCUGGGAACAAAAUCAAGACCACGAGGAACACCCAGCCAUACUCCCCUUUUUAG